GAGGGGGAAGGAGGGAGGACAGGGGGCGCGGAGUCAGAGUGGCGCAGCUAGUAGCUGCAGGCGGCGGUGUCGGCGGCAGGGGGUAGGGGUGAGGUGGUUCCCCGUGGCGGACGGAGCCUAAAGGGGCCAGGAGACACCCCGGGUGCCACCCGGCCUGCUGGCCCUGGGGCCGGAGUCCCCGCCCGGGGACAUGGACCUCAACCGGAUCAUCCAGGCGCUGAAGGGCACCAUAGACCCGAAGCUGAGGAUUGCGGCCGAGACCGAGCUUAACCAGUCCUACAAGAUUAUUAAUUUUGCCCCCAGCUUGCUUCGGAUCAUAGUCUCCGACCAUGUGGAGUUCCCAGUGCGUCAGGCAGCUGCCAUCUACCUGAAGAACAUGGUGACACAGUACUGGCCAGACAGGGAGCCUCCACCAGGAGAAGCAAUAUUUCCAUUCAAUAUCCACGAGAAUGACCGACAGCAAAUACGUGACAACAUUGUGGAGGGGAUAAUUCGGUCUCCGGAUCUGGUGAGAGUCCAGUUAACAAUGUGUCUCCGAGUCAUCAUUAAACAUGAUUUUCCUGGUCACUGGCCUGCAGUGGUCGACAAGAUAGACUACUACUUGCAGUCACCAAACAGUGGGAGCUGGCUUGGCAGUUUGCUAUGCUUGUAUCAGCUGGUGAAGACCUAUGAAUAUAAGAAAGCAGAGGAAAGAGAGCCUCUUCUGGCAGCCAUGCAGAUAUUUUUGCCUCGAAUUCAGCAGCAAAUACUGCAGCUACUUCCUGAUGCCUCCUAUUAUUCUGUGUUGCUGCAGAAACAGAUUCUGAAAAUCUUCUACGCACUCGUUCAGUACGCACUGCCCCUUCAGCUGGUGAGCCACCAGACCAUGACCACAUGGAUGGAGAUCUUUCGGACCAUCAUCGAUAGAACAGUCCCUCCGGAAACUCUUCAAAUUGAUGAGGAUGACCGGCCAGAGCUGGUGUGGUGGAAGUGUAAGAAGUGGGCUCUGCACAUCGUCGCUCGUCUCUUUGAGCGGUAUGGAAGCCCAGGAAAUGUCACAAAAGAAUACUUCGAAUUUUCUGAAUUUUUUUUGAAAACCUAUGCAGUGGGAAUUCAGCAGGUACUACUAAAAAUUUUAGACCAGUACAGACAGAAAGAAUAUGUAGCUCCCCGUGUUCUUCAGCAAGCAUUCAACUAUCUCAACCAAGGGGUUGUUCAUGCUGUGACCUGGAAGCAGAUGAAGCCACAUAUACAGAGCAUCUCUGAAGAUGUAAUUUUUUCUGUGAUGUGUUAUAAAGACGAGGAUGAAGAGCUGUGGCAAGAAGACCCGUAUGAGUACAUAAGGAUGAAAUUUGAUAUUUUUGAAGAUUAUGCUUCUCCUACCACCGCAGCCCAAACCCUGCUGUACACAGCUGCGAAGAAAAGGAAAGAGGUGUUGCCAAAAAUGAUGGCGUUCUGUUAUCAAAUACUAACAGACCCGAACUUUGACCCUAGGAAGAAAGAUGGAGCCCUGCAUGUGAUUGGUUCCCUGGCUGAGAUUCUGUUGAAGAAGAGUUUAUUCAAGGACCAAAUUGAGCUGUUCCUACAGAAUCAUGUAUUCCCAUUAUUAUUGUCUAACCUGGGAUAUCUUCGAGCUAGAUCUUGCUGGGUGCUGCACGCAUUUAGUUCUCUGAAGUUUCAUAAUGAGCUCAACCUCAGAAAUGCGGUUGAAUUAGCCAAGAAGAGCCUGAUUGAAGACGAGGAGAUGCCCGUCAAGGUCGAAGCUGCCCUUGCUCUGCAGUCACUGAUCUCUAACCAGACUCAAGCCAAGGAGCACAUGAAACCACAUGUGAGGCCUAUCAUGCAGGAGCUGCUACAUAUCGUCAGAGAGACGGAGAAUGAUGAUGUCACCAACGUCAUCCAGAAGAUGAUAUGUGAGUACAGUCAAGAGGUGGCCUCCAUCGCUGUUGACACAACCCAGCACUUGGCUGAGAUUUUUGGUAAAGUUCUUCAAAGUGAUGAGUAUGAAGAAGUCGAAGACAAAACUGUCAUGGCUAUGGGAAUUUUACACACUAUCGACACUAUCUUAACAGUUAUGGAAGAUCAUCAAGAGAUCACACAGCAGUUGGAGAACAUCUGUCUAAGAAUCAUCGAUCUUGUUUUACAGAAGCAUAUCAUUGAGUUCUAUGAGGAAAUCCUUUCCCUGGCAUACAGUUUAACCUGCCAUGCCAUCUCCCCGCAGAUGUGGCAGCUUCUGGGCAUUUUAUAUCAAGUUUUCCAGCAGGAUUCCUUCGAGUACUUUACAGACAUGAUGCCUCUCCUGCAUAAUUAUGUGACAGUAGACACCAACACUCUGCUGUCAAAUCCAAAGCACUUAGAAGUCUUGUUCACAAUGUGCAGGAAGGUACUGUGUGGAGAGGCGGGAGAGGACGCUGAGUGCCAUGCUGCCAAACUCCUGGAAGUCAUCAUUCUUCAGUGCAAAGGAAGGGGAAUUGACCAGUGUGUCCCGCUGUUUGUCCAACUUGUCUUGGAGAGAUUGACCCGUGGUGUCAAGACCAGUGAGCUGCGCACCAUGUGUCUUCAGGUGGCGAUCGCUGCGCUUUACUACAGCCCUGAGCUGCUCUUCCACACGCUGGAGCGAGUCCAGCUGCCACACAACCCCGGACCUGUCACUGCACAGUUCAUCAACCAGUGGAUGAACGACACCGAUUACUUCCUGGGACACCAUGACCGGAAGAUGUGUAUAAUAGGACUGAGCAUCCUCUUGGAACUGCAGAACCGACCUCCUGCUGUGGAUGCCGUGGCUGCACAGAUCCUGCCCUCCAUUCUCUUCCUGUUCCUUGGCCUGAAGCAGGUCUGUGCUACACGACAACUGGUAAACCGUGAAGAUAACUUAAAGGCAGAGAAAGCCGACAUGGAGGAAAGUGAGGAGAUUUCCAGUGAGGAGGAGGAAACAAAUGUGACUGCUCAGGCUAUGCAGUCGCACAGCAGCAGAGGUGACGAGGACGAGGACGAGGACUGGGAUGAGGAAGUGCUGGAGGAGACAGCCCUCGAGGGCUUCAGCACCCCGCUGGACCUUGACAACAGUGUGGAUGAGUACCAGUUUUUCACACAAGCUCUCCUGGCUGUACAGAAUCGGGAUGUUGCCUGGUAUCAGCUGCUGGUGGCACCACUCAGUGAGGAUCAGAAGAGGAAGCUGCAGGAGGUGUACGCACUGGCGGAGCACCGGAGGACAGUGGCAGGUCAGCCGUCCUUUCCACAGUCAUAUGGCGGCUGCACAUUUGAGGACAAGGGCAUCUUCUCUGCGUUUAACUUUGGGGUUGUGCCCAGCAACAACAGAAAGGCGCGUCUACGGUUCACGACCAGCAAGCAUCACCGCCGCCGCUGUUCUCACGGGAUGCGUGAGGGCCAAGAGGGGAACAAGGGUCUGUGCCGUCGGCACCAGGCAGCCAUGGACUCGCUCGCCUUUCCCUCGACCCUUCUUAACCUGGCAGAUAUAUUUUUCAACAGCUACUGUAAUGUACGAAAUUAAAGAAAAGCAGUCAUUGACUGGAAAGGACAAAGCGUCCGCUCUGAAGGCUGAACGCUGAGGGGUUAGAGUUAGGGAUCGGCGCAUGCGUCUCAGGUUUUUGCCAUGAAGAAUCAGUGGAUUUAUGCGGAUAACAGUGCCUUUUGUUGUACAUGAAUUAUCAGAAAAAUUUUUUUGGAGUGUGUUGCAAUUUUUUUAAAUCAUAAAACAUAUUUCUAGAUAUCCUGUAAACCUUGGUUAUAUGUCAUUUCAUUCUGCAUUUUACUCUGCAUUGACUGUCUGGCAGUUAGUGCAAGUCUCUCUCUGGUUUCAGAAACAUCCCCGCUCCCUUUGACCACCCUCUGCCCAAAGGCUCUCUUCAUCAGACUUCAUGGCUUUCCUAAGAACUGUCGUGCUCCCUUUUCCGUCACGUGUUUCCUCUUGAAUGGGGUGGUGUUUCUUCAGGAUCGCAAAUGUGUUGACUGCGUUGGUAACCUGCCAAGUUCAGGCUUUACCCACUUGUUGGCGCCAGCCGCAGGGGCCUGUUGGUCACUGGACUCAGCAGCAGGACUGAAGAAGUUCUUAGGAGUCAUGUGUUUAAUUAUACUGCAGGGGUUGGGGGCGUCCAAAGUCGAAGACACAUUGAAGUUCUAAGCAGAAGACAGUUUCUGGGUGGGGACUUGGUUGGUAGUUACCAUUCCAGCCAUGUUGGACAGGGCCCAAAGCAUCUUACAUUUUUUCCCUCUUUUUUCUUUUCUCCUUCCAUGCCUCCCUCCUUUCUUUUUUGAGGUAGAAUCUUGCUCUGUAUGCAACUCAGGCAGGCCUCAAAGUUGCAGUCCUCUUGACUCAGCCUCUGACUGCUGUUAAUAUACCCAGCUGAUUUUUAACUUGUUUUUUUUUUUAAGUUAGGGUUUUGCUACAUAGUUCUGGCUGGGCUGGAACUCUCUGUGCAGCUUGGUCUGGCCUCAGACUUGUGGCAAUCCUGCCUCAGCCUCCCAGGGAUUGGAGUUAAUGGCCAUUACAGAAUUUUUUUUUUUUUUUAAUUUAGUAAAAAGUCCUAACAGAUCCAACUACCUGCUUUCUCACAGUCUGAAAUUUCUCCAGCUUGAUUUAUUAUGGCUCAGUUGUUUUUUAAAAUUCUCCAAGGUUUGGUCUCUUGGUCAGCUGGGUUUGUAGGUGAAUGAUGUCAGUAUGCAGAUGAAUUUCCCAAACCAUUCAAAAGCAGAGUAUGAACCACAGUGCUUUCAUUUAGCAAAAUGAAAAUAUGUCAUCAGGACUUGUUGUAUUUCUGGAUGUGAUACAGAUUUUGUUUCUGUGAAAUGCCUGUAGUUUAAACAGCAACUGGCAGAAUUUUCUAGGUGCUUCCUGAAUUACCAACUCUUACUAUUUUUUAAAUAUUUAGGUUAUUUAAUUUUUUUUCUUUUUUUGCAGACGUAUCUUGAAAAGCCAUACGUUUCAGAGUGAAAUGACCUUGUAUUUUCCAAUCCCUCAUUUUUCAGGGCACCAAAGCUGCAUGGCCUCCAGCAGUUAGAAAGGAAGGAUUGCACUGUGGGGGGUUCUAGAUCUCUGAAGUAGUUUGGUUUCUCCCAUGUCUCGUGUGGUUUAAUUGUAACAGGGGUAAUUUGCUUUCACACUGGAUCUUGGGGGGAAGGGUUCUGGAGAUGAGACUUUGUGGUGAAUUGUCACCUGCAGUAUUAAAGGGAAGACAUAUUCCUGCAUACCACCACACCUUGUUUUUGAAGCCAGAGUCAUUGUAUGGUUUUGUUACCAGAAGUGCUAACUGGAAUGUGAUCUGGUUACCUUGGAAAUGCAGGAACUUACACGAAUGUACUGUAAAAUAAAAUGUGGGCUGAUAUCCCAGGAACUGAA
This is a messenger RNA of Peromyscus maniculatus bairdii (prairie deer mouse), 5335 nucleotides long. RefSeq names its product importin 8 (gene Ipo8). Lineage: Eukaryota; Metazoa; Chordata; Mammalia; Rodentia; Cricetidae. Gene Ontology annotation, cellular component: cytosol; nuclear envelope. Gene Ontology annotation, biological process: protein import into nucleus. The record is from RefSeq and is a predicted model, not a curated record. Gene Ontology annotation, molecular function: small GTPase binding.